UUGAUGACGUACAUCGUUAUGGCUCUCAUUGUUUGCCAUAGUAUAGAGUGGCGUAGAGUGUUGAGAUUCGAGUUCUGUAUGAUAAGAGCUAGCUUUUUUCGUCCUUAGCUAGCCUUUCGACGACGCUUCUCGAUGGCUGAGCUCGAGGAGCUCGGGAAUAGCAUUCAUUUGCCUCUCUAUCCGAUUACCUCCCUACAAGUAGGGCGGAAGACGUCUAAGGGAUCCAUUCUCUCCGUCCAUAUUGCGAGGGAGGCGGGUCAGUUGAUCUUUUUCGUGAACAGCCCCUGGUGUCCCAAGCGGAGCAGCGGGAAGGAUGCAGGGCUAUGGCAGCUGCUCUCCAAGGCGCCACGCUACGACUCGCCGUUCGCCAACAACAGCCUCAUGGACCGCCUGCUGGGCGAGAUCAUGGCGCUGGAGGAGUCGUUCUGCAGAACCCCAAGACUAGGGAGUGGCAGCGGGGGGGGUGCUGGGGGUGGCAGUGGGAGGCACAGGAAGGUGAAGUGGAAGUCUCUGGACACGUUUGUGCGGCGCCUGCAUGCCAGGCGGAGGGCUCUCUCGCACCUGCACCCACCCCCUCACGGCCUGUGUGGCUGUGUCACCCUGGAGGUCUGCUGGAGCGAUGUGCGCGGCCUCAGAUACGAGAACGAGCUGCAGGCCGAGGCUAAUCUCGCCAUGGAGGUCACCCGGGUGGUGAAGCGCGAGUUUGACUCGUUCGACCUGGCGGUCCAGGCCCACGCCCUGCGCCUCAACGCCAGCCCGCCCGUGCAUGGCACCCAACUCUCUCAAACUUCCUUGCCUGCGGCCAGUCCGGGUGUCUCUGCUGGUCCUUGGGUGGGGAGAUCGUUCAGUGGGAAGCGGCUAGAGCUAGGGUCACCUCUUGCGUCUGCUGCUGCUGCUGGUGGUGGUGGUGGUGCUGCUGCUGUUGCUGGUGGUGGUGGUGGACGGGUGUGCAGUGCUGGGAGCAGCUUCUCUGCUGGGGAGCCUGGGAGCAGACUAGCUGCUGCUGCUGCUGCUGGUCGGUCUGCCGGUGCUUCAUUUGCCAGUGCUGGUUCUGGUGCUGCCAUGUAUGCCGGUUUUGGCUAUGGAGCCGCUGCUGCUGGUGGCUGUGACCUGUGGGGAGGGCAGAGGCAGGCGUGUAUUGGCAGUCCUAGGAGGGUGCUCUUUCUUGAACCGCAGAGCCCGUGCUCUCCAGUACCACUCAGACUGCACCCUGCUGCGGGUGCUGCUGGUUCUGCUGCUAGUGCUGCCGCUGCUGCUGCGACAAGAGAGGAGCUGGUGGCGUUUCCAAGCUCACGAAGCAGACUGUCAGAUUCACAGCUGUGCAGUCCUCACCAUCACCAACACCAACACCACCACCAGCAGCACCAACACCACCACCAACAGCACCAAUACCACCACCAACAGCACCAGCACCACCACCAACAGCACCAGCACCACCGCCACGACCACCACCAUCGCCAGGAGGCAGGCACAAGCCAGUCCAGUUCGGAGCAGCACACGUGGAUGAGUGACUCCAGCGAGAGGUUUUCAGAGGGGUGCAGUGAGAUGGGCUUGCUCGAUGUUGACUUCGACGCCCGCACUCCACCAGAGGACGAGUGCAGCGGUGAUAGGAGUGCCAGGGUGAGAAGUGAGAAAAGUGACAGGGUGGGAGCGAACUUGGACAGCAAAGGGGGCAGUGUAGCAAGACAAUGUUGUGCAAAUAGAGAAUCGAAUGCUAGAGAGGCGUCAGAGGACUGCUUGUUGGAUGGGCAUGACCCCGGCUCGCGGUCCGAAAGCGGGAGUGGUAGCGCGGCAGAGGAAUGGGAGUCCUAUUUCAGUGGCGAGCCUAACUCUGGGUCGUGCUGGGAGAAUGGGACUCAGCUGUACAGCGGGAGUCAAUCCAGUGUACAUGACGGUGUGAAAGCAGAUGGGGAAGGUUCUAGUGUGAAUGAAGGCCGGGAAGCAGAGGCAUAUGGUAGCCUAGACAGCUGGAAGGAGGUGGACUCAGAUUUUUGUGAGAAUGCUCAAAAGUCUCUCACAGAGGCAUAUGGUAGCCUAGAGGGCUGGAAGGAGGUGGUGGACUCAGAGUCGCCUGAUGAUGGGGAGCCCAGUGUAGAUGACGAUAGGGAGGCAGAUGGGGUAGUAUCCAGCAUGUAUGAAGAGGCAGAUGGGGUGGUAUCCAGCAUGUAUGAAGAAGCAGAUGGGGUGGUAUCCAGCGUGUAUGGCGACAUGGAAGCAGAGACAGAUGAUGGUUCAGAAAGCUGGGAGGAGGUGGAAACAGGCUCGCUUGCCUGUGUAAGUGGUGAGCUUGAAGCAGAGUCAAGUUGCGCAGGCAGUGUAUGCUGCAGUAAGGCGGAGCGGAUUUUGGAUUCGUCUAAAAAAUCGCCUGCGUGUAUUAUAAGUGGCGAGCUUGAAGCAGAGUCAAUUUGCGCUCACAACGUACGCAGUGAGGUGGAGCGGGACGCUGCUCCUAGCAUUCUCAUUCCCUGUCGAAUCUUUGUGAGCAACAGCUGCUGCUGGAGUGAGGAUGGGGAUGCGUGUGGUGCUGGUGGUGCUGGUGAUGGUGAUGGUGCUGGUGCUGGAGCUGGUGGAGAUAUUGGUAGUGACGGGGGGGGAUCAUGCAGUGAUGAUGUGGAGGAAAACGAGAGGAGGGUGGGAUCUGUUGAUGGCAGCUGUGGCAGCUGCAGUAGUGGCGGUGGCAGUGGCAGCAGUAGUACCGUUGGUGAUGCUGAUGCUGAUGCUGAUGCGGAUGCCGAUGGUGAUGGUGAGACUGAGGUCGGCAGCAUAAGUUAUUGCUCCACAUCAUCAUCAUCAGCCGAACAUGAGCCAGCAUCAUCAUCUUCAGCCGAACAGCAACCAGAACACUUUCCCUCUCCUCUCACCCUCCCCACCCAUUCCCACUCUUCAACCCUCUUCUCCUCUCCCCAAUCCCUCCCCACCCACCCUCAACCCUCAAUCCUCCUCACUUCGCCCAAAACCCUUCUCCCAGCCCCCCGUGCCCCCCCCACCACUAUCACCUACCCAGACACUCUCCUCCUCUUCCGUUUCACCCACCCACACCUCCCAGCUGCCCUCGCUGACGUCAUCACCACCGACCAGCGCCUGCUCCACCAAUUAGAGUCCGGCCUCCCCGCCUGGGCGGUCUUCCUACAGUCCUGCGCGGGCCUCUCCGCCCUCUACCGCCCCUGGAUGCGCCCGUUGGUCGCCUACGCGUGCUUUAUAGUCUCCCUCGUUACAGUCCUCAUCGGGUUCUACGACCUGUAUAAGAACAUCCCGAUCCUCCAAGAAAUGCUGGCUAGACUCCUCGGGCCAAUCUGGGGGGUGGUGGGGACGUGGGACAUGGGCACGCGGCUGAGAUACCUGGGGACCAUUCUCUUCCUGCAGAACUGGGAACGCGCCUUCAAGUGGGUGUCGGCCGCCUGGAGAAUCGUCUCGCACGUCCUCUCGGUGCUCUCCUACACCCUCUCCCUCCUCCUCAGGCCCUUCCAGCACCACUGGGCGCUUCUCACCCACACCUUCCUCUCCUCCUUCACCAAGCUAUUCUCGAGCGUAUGGGGUUUGUUAUCCACCCUGGGCAAGCUGGUUACCAGCAGCGGCGGGUUAUUUGGUUACGCGUUCCGGCCUCUCUGGCUGCUGCUGCAGCACACAGUGGUGCCGGUCUGCCACUGUGUAUAUGGGGGCUGGCGAGUGGUCUAUGGGGGCUGUGCGGUGGUCUAUCAACUUGUGUCCCAAGCAUGCAGCAGCAGUGUGUUCUGGCUGGUGCAGCUGCUGUCGUCCCAGGUGUCCUUCCUCUACACCAACUGCAUGCUGCUCUAUCAGCUCGUGGCUCAUGCCUGCAGCAGCAGUGUGUGGAAGCUCGCACAACUGCUGUCUUCCCACCUCUCGUUCAUCUAUUCACAAGCAGUGGUUCUGGGCAGGCUGCUGGGGGUGCUCAUUCAGCCGAUUCUGUUCCUCGCUCGUGCCAUCUGGUCCAUAGGUCGGGCCAUCGUCCUUCCGCUACUCCACUUCAUCCACCUCGUCCUCUCACCUCUCAUAUCAGCCCUCCUCGCUCUCCUCAAGCUCCCCCUGCAGCUGCUCCGCCUGCUGUUGCAACUCGCCUCCUUUCUCUACUCCACCUUCUCUCACUCGCUCUCUCACUCCCUCUCCCUCUCCCUCGCCUCCUCCCUCAAAGCCCUCUCCCUUCACCUUGCAUACUUCGUCAAAACCCUCAUGCAACCCCUUACAUACUCCAUAAAAGCCCUCUCCCAAUCCUUGACUUACUCCUACAUAUCCGUGGCUAAUAGUAUCUCCUAUGCCUCCAAGGCCGUUUCCUCCUCUCUGCGAUUGGUCGGCGGGGCUCUGAAGUUAGGCUCGGCAACCAAGGCAGUGGGGCAGCGAAUCUCUGCUGCAGGUUCGGCAGUGGGGCAGGUUUCUGCAGCUGCAGGUUCGGCGGUGGUUCGGUCCCCUUCCUCUUCCCUGCUGCAGAUGUGGAAGAAUCUCUUCCAAAAGUUAUUCCGAGCCAUCAUGUGGAUCUUCAAGGGUGUUGGCUCCUUCGUUGCUGCUGCUAACAGACACCGGCUUAGCACGCGGCACUACGUGCUAUCCCAGGUGCGCAGGCUGCAGAUGCGGCUCAUCCAAGCCACUCAGGCCGCCCAGGCAGCAGUGCUGAGGCACCUCACCCAAACGCUCAGCGCUCAGCGGCUGGUUCGCCCACGAGAGAUAUGGGCUACUUCCCAAGCUACAGGGGAUGAGCCUGUUGAGGGAACUCAGCUAAGGGGCAGCGGGAAGGGGUGUGGGGACGGGCACAGGGGAGAUGACGGGGAUGGUGAGGAGGAAUACUGGGAUGCCCGAGAGAUAGACUCUGAGGAGGAAUGUGAGGACGAGGAAUGUGAGCAGGAGGAAUGUGAGGAGGAGAAAUGUGAGGAGGAGGAAUGUGAGGAGGAGGAAUGUGAGGAGGAGGAAUGUGAGCAGGAGGAUGUUGGGGAGGGAUUGGGAACUGAUUAUGGUGAUUAUGAGGAAGGGGGGGAGGAGGAGGAGGCGGAUGGGGAUGAGGCGGCGGAUGGUGAGGAGGAGGGUGAGGAAGCGGAUGGUGAGGGGGAUGAGGCUUUUGCAGAUGCUCAGGAGGAUGCAUUUGAAGGUUCCUCUUGUGGAGAGACUGUGGAUUAAAAGCUGUGCUGAUCUUGGAGCUGCAAAAACUGUUUGGCGGAACAUAUUGCAUUCUCGCCUGCAAUGUGAGUAAGGCGAGUAGCUGCUGUUGGUGUCAUUACAUAUGCUUUCAUUAUUUUGCACCCCGUACAAUUCCUGAUCCUUAUAUUCCCAUAUUUUAAAGCCCGGUUUCCAAAUUGCAAGCCGCGGUGCUAAAACGCACUGUGUUUGAAGGGGGCUGGGGCGAGGGUUACGUGGGCUGUUUUCCUGGGGAGUUUGGGGGGUGGUGGAGAAGGGGGUUGUCAAGUUCAGUGUGUGCUGCAAUUUGGAACCUCGGAGUGCUUAGGUGCCACAGCCGUUCAUUUUCCAAGAUCUAAAUCUAACGGUCUAAAUUCCAAAUAAUUUGUUAUGCGGGAACAACAUCUCGCGACCCAAACGUAGCCGUUCGAUUAUUGAUCUGAACGAUCGAUUACCCAGAAUUAAUUCGCGUUUCCCAUGUUUCUAACGCGCCUGUAUCUGAGUGGCGUUUUGGGUCCACCAAUCUGGCUUCAGUUUACGAUAACUGAAUUAUGG
Closterium sp. NIES-67 is the source of this 5676-nucleotide messenger RNA. NCBI's taxonomy places the organism in Eukaryota, Viridiplantae, Streptophyta, Zygnematophyceae, Desmidiales, Closteriaceae. The record is from the annotation of a GenBank genome assembly.